Messenger RNA from Contarinia nasturtii (swede midge), 3517 nucleotides. RefSeq names its product RNA-binding protein 24-like. The record is from RefSeq and is a predicted model, not a curated record. Gene Ontology annotation, cellular component: cytosol. NCBI's taxonomy places the organism in Eukaryota, Metazoa, Arthropoda, Insecta, Diptera, Cecidomyiidae. Bases 824 to 1732 code for a protein of 302 amino acids. The transcript has 8 exons. Gene Ontology annotation, molecular function: RNA binding.
CGACAAUGUAGUGCACGUUUACUAAGCACUACGCUUCAGCCGUCUGAUUCAGUUGAAAUCAAACCGUUCGUGUUAGUUGUUCAGUGCGCGUGUAUUCUUUUAUUUUGAAAUUUCGUCUAUUUUUUCUCAAAAACAAAUUUCAUUCAAACGUUCCAUCCCGGUCAUUUGAAUCGACGAUCUAAGGCAGAUCAUCAUUUUCUUACGUCUUUUCGGGUUGUUGUUUUUUUUUUUAAAUCGGAAUUAUAGAAAUUCAGUUGUGGAUUACACGCUUUUCAUUCAGAAAUACUGAUGAAUUUAAAAUAACAGAAAAAAAACAAUUUUUUUCUACAUACGAUUUGUGAACAUUCUCAUUGAAAAAGGAAUUUAAAAAAACGUUCUGGUGUGGAUUUAACUUAUCAGCAAAAUUUACAUCGAAAAUAAAGAAAAACGUUUGGCCACAAGCUCGGGAUAUUUUAAAGCAUAUGCUGAAUAGAAUUGUAAUACGUACUUAUUUGUGGAAAUAAAGAUUUACUGCUCACCGAAAGGAAAAGGAGAAAUAAACAAGAAUUUGUGAUAUUUGAAUGUUGAUGCCAUCCAUAAUAGCGUCCUAAAUCAGUCUGUGUCUGUAUUAAAUAAAAAGAUUUGAUAAACAGAAAAGUAUAAAAAAUAUUCGAAAUGAUACAGAAUUGUAUGUGCUAAUCGAUUAAAAGUACUAGUGUGUUCGAAAAGAGUGAUAUAAGAGAAGUAAGAAAAAGUCCGUCAAAAAGGGAAAGGAACCGAUAAGGGUUUUUAUUGUGAAUUUUUUUAGUUUCAUCGGAAACCAUAAGGAAAUAAUUUCUAAAUCAUGUUGAUGCCAGGAGCAACAGACACAGAUGCAGCAUUAGCUGCAAAUGUUAUCGUACGUGCAUCUUACGAUAGUGUUAUACCAGCUAGCACAGCAAUGGCAUCAGUGACACAGGGCAAUGGUAUCGUAUCGCCAACCACACCGGCCUCUGUGGCCAGUCAACAAAAAGACACAACCUGGACAAAAUUAUUUGUUGGCGGUCUACCAUAUCACACCACCGACAAAAGUCUUAGGGAACAUUUUUCAAUUUAUGGCGAUAUCGAAGAAGCUGUUGUGAUCACUGACCGACAAACAAACAAAAGCAGAGGCUAUGGCUUUGUGAUAAUGGGUAAUCGGGCGAGUGCUGAACGUGCCUGCAAAGAUCCAAAUCCAAUCAUUGAUGGACGUAAAGCAAAUGUUAAUCUUGCAAUAUUAGGAGCAAAACCACGUGGAAAUAUCACACCCGGUUUUCCAUUUGCUGCUGCAUCGGCCGCCGGAAUCGGUGCAGGCGCUUAUCCUGUUCUUCAAAAUCAAUUUGGUGUACCACAAUCAUAUGUCUAUGGAUCGCCGUAUCUAGGAGCAGCCACAACUGCAUCGGCGGCUGGUUUGGUCCCAAUUCAAGCCACGCAAUUGUCACAUGCAGCCGCUAUUGCUGCAGCAACCAAUCAAUUCUAUGAAUAUCAACAAAAUGUUGCAGCUGCUGCUGCUGCACCUUAUCCCGGACAAUAUGCUGGUUAUGAGGCAUAUCCAUACUCGAGCGCCGCGGCCGCCGCCGCAGGAGCUGCUGCAAAUUAUAUGGCACCAUAUACGUAUACAACUUUACCACAAACAGCAGGAAUGGCAGCUGUUGCAGCGGCCAACGGAUUGCAUGGUUUAUCACCAUAUCAGGGUGCUGGCGGAGCCGCAUUACAAGAGGCAAGACUUCAAUGAUAUCCGAAAAAUUUGUGUAUUCUAAAGUAGUAGUCGUAGAAUCUAGAUCAAAACAAUAAAUAAAAGAAAACAAAAAAUGGUGUAGAAAAUGAUCCAACCGAAGAAUUGAGAUUGUCCACCGGAUAAAACUUUUCACAUGAAAUUGAAUUUUCUUUUAAAUCUUUGAAUGCCCAACGAAUUAAUAUUUGGAAGCGAUUUACUUUUUAUUUUACUUCAAACCAGUACUUAUAUGACAGUUGCAAAUUUUUUAAGUGAUCGCUAUUUAAAUUUCAUUGAUGUAAAUAUGCUGAACCAAAAAGUAAAGUCAGAUAGCAUCUGGUCUGAAGUUCAAUAAAGAUUAUUUGCUUGUGAACAAUUUUGUUUUAAUUUCGAAUUUGUAUCCCGUGUAAUUUUUGCUCUUAGUUAAAAAAAAGAAUUUGUUGGUUUUUUUGUUCUUGUAGAGAUGUUGAUCAAAAAACGAAAAUCUAGACAAUUUUUUUAAUCAAAUUAACAAAAUCAUGAUAAACUUUUCUAAUAAAUUUUUCUUUUGCACUAUUGGUUUUUCUCAAUUUAGAAGAAAAAGUACAAAAUUAUGGGAACAUAGUUAGCAUAUAAAAAGAGAGAGACAGAGACAGAGAAAGAGGGGAUGCGUCGUAAAAUGUCUAAACACGAAUAAAAAAACGCAUAAGGAAUUGAAUUGGGAGUUGAGCAUUCAGAAGAGAAAGUGAAAAGAUUGAAGAAUUAAACAGAAGCGUGCUCACGUCACACAAGAACAAAAAACGAGAAAAAAUAAUAAUUUUUCAAAAAAAAAAAAAAAAAAAAAAAAUGAGAAUAGAAAACAUACACUCACAAAAUCCUAACUUAUGAAUCUAGCUUUAAUGGACCUAUUUCUAUGAAUAAUGUUUAAAUGAUAAUGUAAUUUAUUAACUUUUAUUAAUUAUUGGCAAUUCAAUCGGAUCAUUUCGAAGUGAAUAUUUAGAUAGCGAUCAAAUGAAUGAAUGGCGUCGAAAAGUUAAGAGCAAACGAAUUCACAUUCAUGUUAUUUUUUAUUGAAUGAAAAGAGAAGGAAAAUAAAAGUAAAAUUGAUAUUUAAAUAGAAAGUAAUCAUGGACACCGACUCAAGAGACUACAAUUUCAAGAAUAUUUUUGAAAUACACAAAACAGAACUUACCUGAACACUAUUUUAUUUUAUCUUUUUUUUGUUUCUUUUUAUCAAACUCCAUCAGAUGAACGAAGACUUAACACUUUCGCGUUGCCUUUUUUUACGAGAAGCACGUUAAAUAAUUUUUAAUGCUCUGUCAUGACAGAGGGUAUCAAGGAAACAGGCACACAAAAUGCUUAAUGUUUUAUUCAUUAACAAAAACAAACAAAUAAAUAGAACAAAUCGCAUCGUUCAAGAACCAAUUUAUUAUAUAACUAUUAUUAUAUAGAACUACGUUUAACUCUAUUACAUAAUAUAAGAGAGAAAAAAGGAUAAGAAAAUGAAAUAAAUAAAAAAAAAAUCACAUAUUUUCAUAUCAAAGUAUACAUAGAUUUUAAAAUGUAUCAAACUAUUUGUAUGAGAAAGAGACAACCAAACAAAUUCAAAUAAUUUAAAUGAAAUAUUGAAAAGAUGAAGACGAUAAAGAAGAAAGAUUACAUCUUUAAGGCAAUUUAUUGCAAUUUUUAUGCUAUCAAUAUUAAUUUAUUUCAUUUACCAAUUAGCUCGUUCGAAUCUCUGCCGUAUGCGCGAUGACUUAACUGAAUUGCAAUUUUACUGUAUAAUUUGAUAUCAGUCACUUAUAUUCAAAAUCUCGAACCUUCUCA